Molecule: messenger RNA, 738 nt
Organism: Nannospalax galili (Upper Galilee mountains blind mole rat)
Lineage: Eukaryota; Metazoa; Chordata; Mammalia; Rodentia; Spalacidae
Gene: Pdc
Product: phosducin
Exons: 3
Coding region: 1-738 (245 amino acids)
Biological process (GO): regulation of G protein-coupled receptor signaling pathway
Source: RefSeq, a predicted model, not a curated record
AUGGAAGAAGCCACAAGCCAAAGUUUGGAGGAAGACUUUAAAGGACAGGCCACACACACAGGACCAAAAGGAGUAAUAAAUGAUUGGAGAAAGUUUAAAUUAGAAAGUGAAGAUGGUGAUUCAAUCCCACCUAGCAAGAAGGAGAUUCUUAGACAAAUGUCGUCUCCUCAGAGUAGAGAUGACAAAGACUCAAAAGAAAGAAUCAGCAGAAAGAUGAGCAUCCAAGAAUAUGAACUAAUUCAUCAAGAUAAAGAAGAUGAAAAUUGCCUUCGCAAAUACCGCAGACAGUGCAUGCAGGAUAUGCAUCAGAAGCUGAGUUUUGGGCCUAGAUAUGGGUUUGUGUAUGAGCUGGAAACUGGGGAGCAGUUCCUGGAAACAAUCGAAAAGGAGCAGAAGAUCACCACAAUUGUUCACAUUUAUGAAGAUGGCAUUAAGGGCUGUGAUGCUCUGAAUGGCAGUUUAGCAUGUCUUGCAGCAGAAUACACUAUGGUUAAGUUUUGUAAAAUAAAAGCUUCUAAUACAGGUGCUGGGGAUCACUUUUCCUCGGAUGUACUCCCCACCCUGCUUGUGUACAAAGGUGGGAAGCUCAUAAGCAAUUUUAUUAGUGUUACUGAACAAUUUGCUAAAGAAUUUUUUGCCAGAGAUGUGGAGUCCUUCCUAAAUGAAUAUGGAUUGCUACCAGAAAGAGAGAUACAGGCCCUAGAGCAGACCCACAUAGAAGAUGAAGAUAUUGAAUAA